GGUUGUUGACGGUCGUCGCCGCUCUCUGCCAUGAAUUCACGGCUUUAUCCAGCAGCUGGUGCAAUGUCAUCUCUUCGCUAGCUGGCAGCAAACUAGCAGGAGAAAGCCUUGGCCAAGCCGCAGACUGCUCAGCUUCACUAAUGCCUAGCCGAGCCUCGACAAUAUCGGUGACGGAAGAAGCCCCGCAGUGCUGGUUAUGGAGGAGAUUUGAGACAAUAAGGAGGAAUUGUUUUCGUCUCGACAGGAGGAGAGACCACUGACUGGGGAGUUUAUGUGCUGAAACCCGCCUCGCUUUCUGACGCUCCUCGAAGGCUGACUGGACCGUCAACUAAGCAAAAUGGCAAUCGCUCGACAAUUUGGACUAUUGGUGUGGAAAAACUAUCUUCAGCAGAAGCGUCAGAUCUUUGUGACGCUGGUGGAGAUCCUCCUGCCUUUGCUCUUCUCCUGCAUCCUCAUCGUGCUGCGUCAGAAAGUGUCCUUUCAGAAGUACCCAAAUGCCACCAUAUACGAGAGCUACUCUGUUGACUUCCUACCCUUGCAGCUGUUGCCGUUGCAGCUGGCCUACGUGCCCAGUAACUCCAGUGUGGUGCGUCAGGUGGCGGGGGACGUUUGCGCCAGCUUGAAACUCUCAGCAUCACAUGGCUUUGAGACGGAGGAGCAGUUUGAGGAAUACGUAAGAAAGAACCCCCUGUCUGAAAUUCUGCUGGCUGCUGUGGUGUUUGAGCAUCCGUUCAGUCACGACGACGAACCUCUGCCCCUGCAGGUGGGCUACCACUUGCGCUUCUCCUUCACCCCACGCAACGCUCCGGCCAAAGAGAAGUCGGAGCUGAACCCCAACAGUGACCUGGACUGGCACACGCUCAGCCUAUUUCCCCUUUUUCAGCUGCCAGGGCCACGAGAGCAGUACGACAAGGAGGGCGGCACACCUGGAUACUUCAGGGAGGGCUUUCUGGCGGUGCAGCAUGCAGUGGACCGGGCCAUCAUGCGCUCCUACAACAGAACUGCGGCGACGUCUCUGCUGCGACAGAUCCGAGUGGUCCUGUCUCGGUUUCCGUACCCGGCUUUCAUAUAUGACGUCUUCAUCCUGGCUAUUCAGAACCAACUGCCCCUGCUGCUGGUGCUCAGCUUCACCUACACUUCCCUCAACAUCGUACGAGCGGUGGUGCAGGAGAAGGAAAGGAAGCUGAAGGAGUACAUGAGGAUGAUGGGUCUCAGCAACUGGCUUCACUGGAGUGCCUGGUUCCUCAUGUUUUUCCUGUUCCUCUCCAUUUCAGUGUUUUUCGUUACUCUGCUGCUCUGCAUCCAUGUGAGCCCCAAUGGGGCAGUGCUGACCUACAGUGACCCCACCCUGGUUUUUGUCUUCCUGCUCGUGUUCACUGUGGCCACCAUCAAUUUCAGCUUCAUGAUCAGUGCCUUCUUCUCGCGAGCCAAUGUGGCUGCAGCGGUCGGUGGAUUCACCUAUUUCCUGAGCUACCUGCCUUAUUUGUUCCUGUGGCCCCGCUACGACUUGCUGAGCCAUGCCCAGAAGGUUUCAGCCUGUCUGAUCUCCAACGUGGCCAUGGCCAUGGGUGCUCAGCUCAUAGGGAUGUUCGAGGGCAAAGGUACGGGCAUCCAGUGGCAUAACUUGUUUGAAUCCGUGACGGUGGAUGAUGACUUCACCCUGGCCCAGGUUCUGGGUUUGCUGCUGUUUGACGCUGUGCUUUAUGGGCUGGUGGCCUGGUACAUGGAGGCAGUUUUUCCCGGGGAGUAUGGAGUGCCUUUACCGUCUUACUUCUUUGUACUGCCUUCCUACUGGUGUGGCAGCCCUCGCGUCGCCUUGGUGAAUGAGAAGGAGGAAGAGGAGGAUGCAGAAAAGGCACUGAAAGGGGAGUUCAUCGAGGAGGAGCCAGCCGGACUUGUCUCCGGGAUCAAGAUCAAACACCUCUCUAAGAAUUUCAAAGUCAGUAACAAGACCCGUCAGGCGGUGCGGGAUCUAACCCUGAACAUGUUCGAAGGACAAAUAACGGUGUUGCUAGGACACAAUGGCGCCGGGAAGACCACAACCCUGUCCAUGUUAACAGGUCUGUUUCCGCCCACCAGCGGCAGAGCCUAUAUCAAUGGUUACGACAUCUGUCAGGACAUGGCUCUAAUCCGCCGCAGUCUGGGACUCUGUCCACAGCACGAUGUCCUGUUCGAUAACCUGACAGUCAGAGAGCACCUGCUGUUCUACGCGCAGUUGAAAGGCUUCCCCAAAGACAGGAUUCCAGAUGAGGUGGACCGCAUCAUCGGCAUCCUGAAUCUUGAGAACAAGCGUCACGCCCGCUCCAAAACGCUGUCUGGUGGCAUGAAGAGGAAACUCUCUAUCGGCAUUGCCCUCAUUGGCGACUCCAAGGUGGUGAUGCUGGACGAGCCCACGUCGGGAAUGGAUCCGUCAGCUCGACGCGCCACCUGGGAUCUUCUGCAGGGGGAGAAGCGUGGGCGCACCAUCCUCCUCACCACACACUUCAUGGACGAGGCCGACCUGCUCGGGGACCGCAUCGCCAUCAUGGCGGGAGGAGAGCUGCAGUGCUGUGGGUCACCACUCUUUCUCAAGAACAAAUAUGGUGCUGGCUACCACAUGGUGAUAGUAAAGGACGCCCUGUGCAACGUGUCCGAGAUCUCUCGCCUCGUCCACAUGUAUGUACCUAAUGCCACGCUGGAGAGCAGCGCCGGAGCCGAGCUUUCCUACAUCUUGCCCAAAGAAAGCACCAGCAGGUUUGAGCUUCUGUUUGCGGAGCUGGAGAUGAACAGAGAUGAACUGGGCAUUGCCAGCUAUGGAGCAUCUGUGACCACAAUGGAGGAGGUUUUCCUCAGAGUGGGAAAACUGGUGGAUUCUAGUUUGGACAUUCAGGCUAUCCAGCUUCCGGCUCUGCAGUACCAACAUGAGAGGCGUUCACAUGACUGGACCACAGACGAUGCCAGCAGCAUCAGUGGCAUGACCGAUGUCACCGACUUCACAGACAGCGGGACACUCAUUUCAGAGGACUGCUCCAACAUCAAGCUGAACACAGGGGUCAGACUGCACCUGCAGCAGUUCUACGCCAUGUUCCUUAAACGGGCCCUCUACAGCUGGAGAAACUGGAAGGUUAUGGUGGCUCAGUUCCUGGUUCCUCUGGUCUUCACUAUCGUGGCCUUAGUUGUGGCACGGACCUUUCCCAGCGACCAGGAUGCUCCUGAGCUGAAACUGGAUCUCGGUCGUUACGGCCCCACCAGGGUCCCUGUGGCUGUGCCGCGCGGGGCUGGAUCCCUGGCCUCCGCCUUGGCAAACACAUACAGCUCCCAGCUCUCUGCUCAGUUGGGCCAGCUCAUCAACAUCACCGACUUUACUGAUUACGUCCUGACCCAGGCAGGGGAGGAGGGCGGCAGCUUUAAUGAGCGCUGUGUCGUGGGUGCUGCUUUCCGCGGAAGCAGCCAGUAUGCCGAAGCAACAGCCUACUUCAACAAUCAGGGCUAUCAUACGACCGCCACAGCCCUUAUGAUGGUGGACAACGCUCUGUUCAAACUUCUGGCCGGCCCGAAUGCCUCCAUCCAGACGGGAAACUACCCCAUGCCACGCAACCUCUCCGAGAUCGCCCAGAGCCAGAUGACUGAGAGCAAGACGGCCUUCGCCAUCGCCAUCAACCUGGUGUACGGCAUGGCCUCGCUGUCCAGCACGUUCGCCCUGCUGCUCGUCACCGAGUCUGCCAUCAAGUCCAAGCACGUCCAGAAGGUCAGCGGCGUCUACCUGACCAACUUCUGGUUCUCAGCGCUGGUGUGGGACCUGGUCAACUUCCUGUUGCCUUGUCUCCUCAUGCUGGUGGUAUUCAAGGCAUUUGGAGUCAAGGCCUUCGUAGAGCAUAACCAUCUGGUAGACGUCCUGUUGUUGCUGCUGCUCUAUGGCUGGGCCGUUGUGCCCCUCAUGUACCUGCUCAGCUUCUUCUUCUCCACUGCCGCCACCGCCUACGCGCGCCUCACCAUCUUCAACAUGAUCUCUGGCACGGCCACCUUUCUGGCUGUCACCAUCAUGACCAUCCCAGAGCUUAACCUCAAAAACCUGUCCCACUUACUGGAUAAGGUUUUCUUGAUCUUCCCAAAUUACUGCCUCGGCAUGUCGUUCUGUCAGUUCUACCAGAACUAUGAGUUCAUCUCCUUCUGCACCUCGAGUGCUAUGAGUGAAUAUAUCUGCAACUGUUUAAACAUCACAUACCAGGUGAACUACUUCUCCAUGUCGGAGCCCGGUGUUGGACGCUUUCUCGUGGCCUUUUCAGUUCAGGGAGUCGUCUUCAUUCUGCUGCUGUUUGCCAUUGAGCUGCAGUGUCUCCGCACUCUCUGGCGCCUCCUCACCUCCCUGGGCAGAAGACGCAAACGGUUGCCUUUAAUAGAGGAUCCAGGAUUAUGUCCAGAGGACAGAGAUGUGGCUGAAGAGCGGAAGAAGGUCUUGGAGUGCCAGCCUGUGUUAGAGUCCAUGGUUGGGAGCCCGCUCGUGCUCCAGGAGCUCAGCAAGGUGUACAGCAGCGGGCAAAGACUGCUGGCCGUCGACAGGCUGUCUCUCGCGGUAGGAAAAGGGGAGUGCUUUGGGCUUCUGGGCUUUAAUGGAGCCGGGAAGACCACAACCUUUAAGAUGCUGACAGGCGACGAGAGCGUGACCUCCGGGGACGCCUAUAUCGAUGGAUACAGCGUGCUGAGGGACAUUAAGAAGGUGCAGCAGCGCAUUGGCUACUGUCCUCAGUUCGAUGCCACGUUGGACCACAUGACAGGAAGAGAAACCCUGAGUAUGUACGCCAGGCUUAGGGGAAUACCCGAGAGGUAUGUGUCUGGCUGUGUGGAGAACGUCCUCAGGUCGCUGCUGCUGGAGCCACAUGCUGAUAAGUUGGUCCGCAGCUACAGUGGUGGUAACAAGCGGAAGCUGAGCGCGGGUAUGGCUCUGAUUGGUGGGCCACCGGUCAUCUUCCUCGAUGAGCCUUCCACUGGGAUGGACCCUGUGGCCAGGCGCCUCCUGUGGGAUGCUGUCACACGCACACGAGAGUCUGGCAAAGCUAUAAUCAUCACAUCUCAUAGCAUGGAGGAGUGCGAAGCCCUGUGUACCAGGCUGGCAGUGAUGGUCAAUGGUCAGUUCAAGUGCCUCGGGAGCCCCCAACACCUGAAGAGCAAAUUUGGUAGUGGCUACACGCUCCUGGCUAAAGUGCACAUAGCAACUGAGGUGGAGGACAGUGACUUGCAGCUGUUUAAAGACUUUAUUGAAAGCACCUUUCCAGGAAGUCAGCUAAAGGACGAACACCAGGGAAUGGUGCACUAUCAUCUGACUGACAAGACCCUAACCUGGGCUCAGGUGUUUGGCACCUUGGAGGCAGCCAAAGAGAAGUAUCGCAUUGAAGACUACUGUGUGAGCCAGAUAUCACUGGAACAAGUAUUCCUCAGCUUUGCCCAGUUCCAGCACUGCACAGAGGCGGAGAGGAAGUAGGUGGAGCGGGGACUCCAUCCAUCCGUUGUCCAUUUGUUUAACAUUGUGCGUAGGACUUGUGAAUAUGGUACUGUCUCCAUUCUACAUCAGGCGUGUACACAGGCUGGAGCAGAGCAGAGCAUGGUUAAUCUUUAGCGCUAUUUUAAUAUUAAACAACAAUACACAAAUACACAAACAUGCUCCAAGACACAGACUGGGCCGGUCCUCAAACAUUAACUACAGCAUUUCUACUAAUGUUUCAUGUCGGUGUGUUUGUGAUGUUCAUGCUGUUGACUGUGUGAUGCAUAAGUAGGAACGUGGGCUCACACCAAGUAAUGAACUCAGAGCACUGCGUCUUUUUUAUUGAGUGCUAAGACGAACGGCAGGAACAUUUUAACAGCUUUGUUCUAAAACUCUUUUCUAUUCUUCCAUUUGUUUUGAGUCAGAUUAACCAGACUUUCUUAACUGCACAUAUCAACUUCACAAUUAGCCCCAAACCAACAAACUAAAACAUAACUAACGUAGCCGUCCCUGGAUUUGGUAGAGGAGCGAAAACCUGUUGGAAAGUGGUAUUUCAGUCAAUGCACAAGGAAGAAGAGCAUCACAGUGUGCCUCACUAUAUAUAUUUAUGGUCAUUUGGUAUCAUAUUAAACAUGGCACAGCGCUCUUACAUGUCACUACACUGAAUUGUGUGAAACUGGGUUUAUUUAUAUGUGUGCUUACGUCUGAGCAGCUUUCCUUUUUGUUAUAUAGGACUUCUUGGGUGAUCGUCAGUCCUCACGAAAUCGAACCACAUAAUUUGAUACAUUUAUGAAAUCAUUGCACACCUUUGCGCCUUAUCUGAUCAUUGUGGGUUCUUGUUUCUUUUUAUUGGCCUUUGGAGAGCGUCUGCUUGUCCUUAGGAGCCUCUUAAUGUUGUUACGUAAAAAAUGGAACACGUAAAGUACUCAAACUGGAGGCAAGAGUUUACUGGUGUAAAGCCUGGUUUGAGCUCGUUAAUGAAUGAAUGCAUGCGUAGAACGUGACUUGCAGACUGCAUGAUUGUGGGAAAGGCAACACUAGAGCUACCUUAUCGAGGGUUAGUACUUAAAAAGCGUCCGUCCAGACCUCCGCUACCACACAGCUAGUCGUUGACAAAUCAUGGCAAGAAAUCUAGACUCCAAUGGCCUUUCAGAUGUUUUUUUUUCUGCUGCUAUGCAUUUUGUGUGUGUGUGUGUGUGUGUGUGUGUGUGUGUGUGUGUGUGUGUGUGUGUGUGUGUGUGUGUGUGUGUGUGUGUGUGUGUGUGUGUGUGUGUGUGUGUGUGUGUGUGUGUGUGUGUGUGUGUGUGUGGCUUCUGAAUUAAUUUACAAUAUAUGAAAGUGUGUUACAGGAGCGAAGCGUAACAGUCAAGCAGAGAUUGCUUUUGUACAGUGGACAAACCUUACUGUAGGAAUGUUGGGAAAUGCAUCAAGACCCAAGAAUGCUAUGGCUAGUGAAAUUAUUAUUUUACUACAAAGAUGGUCCAAAUACUAUAUAUGUACGUCUAUGACUUCACACAUGUGAUAUGAAUGUAUUGUUAAACACAAAAGCAGAAGAACACUUGUUUUAAUCAACUUAGUUUUUUUACAUCUUCGUCUGAUUUUUUUUUUUUUACAGUUUGUCAUUCCAGGACAUGCAUAUAUAAAAAUGCUUAUUGAUUUUUAGUGGAUUUAAUCUCACUGUUGUUACAUUUGCACACCAUCUCCUUACAUGUAUGACUUGAAUCAAUGAUGAUUUGGGGUAAAGAGUCUAAGCAAAAAAAGACACGUUUGUGCUACGGACUAAAGAAAGACUGACUUAGCAGAACUAGACUGUAUCAUAUUAUAAAAGGGAGCUGUCAUCAAAGUAACUGUAAUGUACUGUACCAUGGAACUGACUGUCAACUGUAUAUGUAUCACUUUUUUAAUAAAUGAGGCUCUACGCAAAUGGAGCAAACAUUCA
Betta splendens (Siamese fighting fish) is the source of this 7397-nucleotide messenger RNA. RefSeq names its product ATP-binding cassette, sub-family A (ABC1), member 3b (gene abca3b). Gene Ontology annotation, molecular function: ATP binding; lipid carrier activity; ABC-type transporter activity. Gene Ontology annotation, cellular component: membrane; intracellular membrane-bounded organelle. The record is from RefSeq and is a predicted model, not a curated record. Lineage: Eukaryota; Metazoa; Chordata; Actinopteri; Anabantiformes; Osphronemidae. The transcript has 31 exons. Gene Ontology annotation, biological process: lipid transport; transmembrane transport. The coding region runs from base 338 to 5458 and encodes 1706 amino acids.